Molecule: messenger RNA, 927 nt
Organism: Perca fluviatilis (European perch)
Lineage: Eukaryota; Metazoa; Chordata; Actinopteri; Perciformes; Percidae
Product: high affinity immunoglobulin gamma Fc receptor I-like
Exons: 6
Coding region: 5-811 (268 amino acids)
Biological process (GO): cell surface receptor signaling pathway
Molecular function (GO): transmembrane signaling receptor activity
Source: RefSeq, a predicted model, not a curated record
CAACAUGGAGGACACAGCUCUCUGCAUCAGACUGCUGAUGACGGUGUUUCUGCAGCUGGGUGCACACACUCAGAAGGUUGAUGGAGCUUUUUGGAUCAUUCCAACCAGACUGCAACUCUUUGAAUAUGAGUCUGUCUCUUUUAAAUGUGUGGGCUUCGAUGGCUUGACUGGAUGGAACGUUUUAAGGAAUAUCAAAACAGAAAUUUCGACUUGUGGUUUGUCGAAGUGGGGGGUGUCGAACGAGUCGUCCUGCACCAUUAAAGGUGCUUUUCCAGACGACAGCGGGGAGUACUGGUGUGAGUCUGGAGGAGGGAAGAGAAGCAUCUCUGUGCACAUCACUGUCACCGCUGGUUCAGUGAUCCUGGAGAGUCCUGCUCAUCCUGUGAUGGAGGGAGAAGCUGUGAGUCUGAGCUGCAGAAACAAGACAUCUUCUUUCAACCUCCGAGCUGAUUUCUAUAAAUAUGGCCGCCUCGUCAGUAGCAGCUCAACAGGAGAGAUGACCCUCCGCAGUGUUUCAAAGUCUGAUGAAGGACUCUACAUGUGCAGCAUCUCUGGAGUUGGAGAAUCACCAGAGAGCUGGCUCAGUAUCAGAGCAGUUCCUCCAGAGACUUGUUCAUCCUCCGAUGAUGGGUUCCUCAUGUUAAGAAGCGUUCUACCCCUGGUGAUGAUGGCUCCUCUGCUGCUGCUGCUGGGACUACUGCACUGUGGGAGACUCGGAGGGGCUAGAAGAAGAUGUGCUGUGACUGAAUCAAGACGUGAGGAUUCUCAGAAGUCAAAUGAAGACGCUCUGCAAACGACAGUUUUAUUUUGAGCCGUGUCUACAUUUAAUAAUCCACUCUGACCAUAACUCUGACAAACCCUGUGCAGACUGACCACAUCAUCUCUGAACCUCUAUCAGUACACUCUGUGGGGGAGUGGGAGUCUCAC